AUGCCUGUUGCCAACAAGAUUCAGGAUCUCUUCAACGUCAAUGGCCUCGUAGCAGUCAUCACUGGUGGCGGCAGUGGCCUGGGACUGUACGCCGCGAGAGCACUCGAUGCCAAUGGAGCCAAAGCAGUCUACAUUAUCGGCCGGCGUGAGGACACCUUGAAAACAGCUGCUGCUUCGGCAGAGAAUGGCACCAUCAAGCCCAUUGUCGGUGACGUUACCGAUAAGGAAUCACUCAAGAAGGUCGUCGACCAGAUCCAGCAGGAGCAAGGCUACGUAAACUUGCUCUUCGCCAAUGCCGGCGUCAUGGGUCCCUCACAUGCGUCGGCUGUAGCCAACAAGAAGACUGUCAAGGAGUACUCGCAAGCACUAUUCGAGCCCUCUGUCGAAGACUUCGAUUGGACUUCGCAUGUGAAUUCGACAGGCGUCUUCUACACCGUAUUAGCCUUUAUGGAGUUGUUGGAUGCUGGAAAUCAGAAGCGAAACGUUCCCCAGGAAUCACAGGUCAUUGUGACGUCCUCCGUAGCGGGCUUCUCACGCUCCCUGGGUGUCGGCUUUGCAUACUCGGCCUCCAAGGCUGCUGUGAAUCAUCUUGUCAAGAUGCUUUCGACAGCCUUCGCAACGAAUCAGUUUCACAUCCGCGUCAAUGCUAUCAACCCAGGGCUGUAUCCUUCAGAAAUGACGACUGAGCAAAUGAACUCGAAGAGCGCACAUGGCAAUAGUCAAGGAGCGUACGAGGGUGCGAAGGUGAUUGACGCCAAGACCACACCGGCCGAGCGAACAGGAUCAGAAGAGGACUUUGCGGGCACUAUUCUGUUCAUGGCUAGCAGAGCCGGUGGGUACUUGAAUGGGAUGAAUAUGCUCACGGACGGAGGCCGAGUGUCUCAGCUCCCAGCAACCUACUAG
Messenger RNA from Sphaerulina musiva SO2202, 903 nucleotides. RefSeq names its product NAD(P)-binding protein. The record is from RefSeq and is a predicted model, not a curated record. Gene Ontology annotation, molecular function: oxidoreductase activity. Lineage: Eukaryota; Fungi; Ascomycota; Dothideomycetes; Mycosphaerellales; Mycosphaerellaceae. The transcript has 3 exons. Bases 1 to 903 code for a protein of 300 amino acids.